AUGGAGCACGAUCUUCAUGGAGUAGAAGCUAUGCGUGCCGAGCUUAUACAAUUACAUGCUGAUAUUAAGGAGUUGACUUCUACACGCCAAAAACUUACUAGUCAAGUUCAGGGUACAACUCAAGAUCUUGCUAGAGCUACUACUGACUUGAGCAUGUCCCAGAAGGGGAAUGCAGAGAACUAUAAACAUGGUCAAGCGAUGGAGAAGAAUUUACUCUCUAUGGCUUGUGAGUUGGAAAAGUUGCGUGCUGAGAUGGCUAAUGCUGAAAAACAGGCCCGUGCUGCUGUAGCUGUAACUGCAGCCAAUCAAAAUCCAGGAUAUAACCCAAAUUAUGUUAAUGCUGAAGCUAACUAUUUAGGGAAUCCUUACCCUACAAGUUAUGGCAUUAGUUCCAUGAAUAAAAUGAAUCUUGUGCAGUCUGUUGCAGAAGGUUACCCUCAAUAUGGGCCUAUGCCUUGA
Molecule: messenger RNA, 459 nt
Organism: Lactuca saligna
Lineage: Eukaryota; Viridiplantae; Streptophyta; Magnoliopsida; Asterales; Asteraceae
Source: the annotation of a GenBank genome assembly